Molecule: messenger RNA, 1107 nt
Organism: Diaporthe amygdali
Lineage: Eukaryota; Fungi; Ascomycota; Sordariomycetes; Diaporthales; Diaporthaceae
Product: prp18 domain-containing protein
Exons: 1
Coding region: 1-1107 (368 amino acids)
Biological process (GO): RNA splicing; generation of catalytic spliceosome for second transesterification step
Cellular component (GO): U2-type post-spliceosomal complex; U4/U6 x U5 tri-snRNP complex; U5 snRNP
Source: RefSeq, a predicted model, not a curated record
AUGGACUUCGCGGCGUUGAUGUCCCAAGAACUCGCCAAAAAGAAAGGUCCAUCCCCGUCCGAGUCCAAAACAGCCGCCGACACAUCGUCCAAAUACGUGCGCAAGGCCGACGCCGAAGCCGCAAGGCAAGAAGCAUACCUCGCCGAACAGAAGCGACUCGCAGAAGAAAAAGAAGCCAAGGCCGCCGCAAAACGAAAACGCGAGGAGGAUGCCGCAGAAGAGGCGAAAGCAAGAGAGGAGAAGCGCCGGAAGCUCGCCGAGGAAUCAAGACGGCGCAGGGAGGAAAAGGAGGCCGAGGAGGAGCGCGCGCGGCGGAAGAGGCUUGGCCUGCCGGAACUGAAGCGUGAAGACGGGGCGUCGGCCUCCGGCUCCGGCGGCGAGGAGGAUGACGGGCAGGACGAGGCGUCCGGGCUGACGGACGACGAGCUCACGGCCAAGCUGCGGUCCCUGGGCGAGCCGGCGGCGCUGUUCGGCGAGACGCGGGCUGCAAAAUUGAAGCGCUACCGCAAGCUCACGACGACGGUGACGCAGGGGCCAAUCCCGACAACGCUGCAGCUGGUGGAGGAGAAGGACAUGAAGGUGCCGGACGAGAUCCCGGCCGCGGGCGACAGGGAGGCGCGGAGGUGGCUCUACCGCCAGCUGGCGUCCUACUUCACGAUGGUGCUGCGGGAGUGGGAGCUCGCGCUGGCGAGGGAGCGGGCCCAGGCCGGCGGCGAGUUCGAGACCACCGCUGCGAAGCAGGCGUACAACACUAUGGUGCAGUGCAAGCAGACCAUGACGCCCCUGUUCCGCAGGUUCGAGAAGGCCGACCUGGACGAGGACGUGCUCAAGCCCGUCGUGGAGAUUGUCAGGGCCGCCCAGGAGCGGCGCUACGUGGAUGCCAACGACGGCUAUCUGAGGCUUAGCAUCGGAAAGGCAGCGUGGCCCAUUGGUGUGACCAUGGUGGGUAUCCACGAGCGAAGCGCCCGUGAGAAGCUUCACAAUGGUGAGAGAGGCCAUGUCAUGGGUGACGAGGUCACGAGAAAGUACCUGCAGAGCAUCAAACGGUGUUUGACUUUUGCGCAGGUAAGAUGGCCGCCUGAGGAUGUGAGGCAGCUGAUGGGCUAA